AUUUCAUUCUAAGAAGUUUUUUUUAAGCUACCUUUAUGGACUACAUUUUGUAGUGGUGCACUUAUUAAAAACAUAGGCGUCAUAAUAAUUGCAUAGCAAUUUCAAUUGUCAAUUCACUCGAAAAAGAGCUAUAUUUACACACGCGCUUGAAACACACAACAUACACAUUACGAGCAAAAUGGUGGACGCUGCCAGGCAAAUGCUCGAUGAGCUAAUGGGGCGCAAUCGUAAUUUGCAUCCUUCGGAGGCAGGACAAGCAGUCAAUUGGGAAGAUCCAGAGUUCUGUCAAUUCUACAAUGUGAAAUUCUGCCCGCACGAUCUUUUUAUAAAUACGCGCGCCGAUCUUGGUCCUUGCACGCGUAUCCACGACGAAGAGGCCAAGCAUCUGUACGAGGAGGCACGCCCGUCACAGCGGAAACGGCACACCGAAGAUGAGUUCCUUCGUUUUUGUAAUGUCAUGUUGCACGACGUGGAUCGGAAGAUACAAAAGGGCAAGCAACGCCUGCAGCUAAUGCAGCGCGACCAACCGCAAAACGUGCCACAAGUGAGCAGGCACCAGGAGCAGCUAAAUAAUCUUAAUGCGAGAAUCAACAAACUAAUGGCCGAGGCCGAAGAGGCUGGCAUACGCGGCGAUGUCGACCAGGCACAGGAUCUCAUGACACUCUGUGAAGAGCUCAAAGAGGAAAAGGAGACGAUGCGGCAGCAGCAGCAGCAGCACCUACAAAAUAAGACAAACAUAACACCACCAGCGAUCACACCCACGCCUUCAACGAAUGCCAACGAGCCACAUAGCGGCGACGAGGCACCUGCACCAGCGCCAGCACCAAAGGCAUCCAGUCCACUGGCUAACAGCAGUGAAGUGGGCGCCAAUGACAGUGCCGAGGCGAUUGAAACGCCCGCUGAGGAAGCAACAGCAGCAACAGUGACAGCACCUGGUAGUGACAGUGCCACCGAUGAUACCAAAACGGAUGCGAAAAUUGACGCAAAGGCAGACGCCAAAGCUGCUGCCAAUUGGUCACAUGAGACGCUCCCCGAGAAGCAAAUGAAGGUGUGCGAAAUCUGUGGCGCCUUUCUGAUUGUGGGCGAUGCACAACAACGAAUUGAAGAUCAUCUAAUGGGCAAGCAGCAUCUGGGCUACUCCAAGCUGCGCAAUGCCGUUACUGAGAUCAACGAGCGUCGCCAAAAAGAGCGCGAGGAGGAUGAGCGCAAGCGUCGCGAUGAUCGCAACGUGCCACGCUUUCAUACAACCUACGACAAUAGACGAGGCGACCUGCGCGGCGGCGAUUAUAGAGAGCGCAGUCGAGAUUAUGGACCCAGUCGGCAGUCAUCAGAGCGACGCCAUCAUCAUCACAAGUCACAUCAUGGGCAUUCAUAUUCGCGCAGCGGUAGCCACAGCAGCAGCGGCAACAGUCGCAGUCACCGUAGCAGCCAUUAUCGUCAUGAUAGUCGAGACCGUCAUUGUCGCAGUCGUAGUCGUAGUCGCUACUAGAUCUAGGCAACCAAAGUAACAACAACAAUGCAACAAGAGCAGCAACCAGAACCAAAUCAACACAACAAAAAACAGCAAACAAAA
Messenger RNA from Drosophila busckii, 1573 nucleotides. Its product is annotated as luc7-like protein. Gene Ontology annotation, biological process: mRNA splice site recognition. NCBI's taxonomy places the organism in Eukaryota, Metazoa, Arthropoda, Insecta, Diptera, Drosophilidae. The transcript is spliced from 4 exons. Gene Ontology annotation, cellular component: U1 snRNP; U2-type prespliceosome. Gene Ontology annotation, molecular function: mRNA binding. The record is from RefSeq and is a predicted model, not a curated record. Bases 179 to 1489 code for a protein of 436 amino acids.